Messenger RNA from Trypanosoma brucei brucei TREU927, 1518 nucleotides. RefSeq names its product variant surface glycoprotein. Lineage: Eukaryota; Euglenozoa; Kinetoplastea; Trypanosomatida; Trypanosomatidae. The transcript has a single exon. Bases 1 to 1518 code for a protein of 505 amino acids. The record is from RefSeq and is a predicted model, not a curated record.
AUGACAGAAGGAAAACUCAUCGCAAAGGCGAUAUACCUAGUGACUCUAAGCACUGUGAUCGCGACAGCAGAAGCCGACCCAGCAGCCGAAGCCAAUAGUGCGACAACAGAUUUCUGCACGCUAUUAGCAUAUACAAACAGCGUUGUCGACACUCUGAAGUUGUGGCUAACAGCCCCGGCAAAACCGACAAAAGAUUUAGAGGAACAGGUCAGACUACUUAGCCUGGCAGAAGCAAAGCACUACGGCACACCCAGCGGCAUCGCGUAUUCGACACUGAGGGCUAUAUCCCAGGACCGGUUAGAAAAACAAAUAAAGAAGCAAGAUGCAGCGACAGCGACAAUUGCAGCAGCGCUAAAAGUUUUCGCAGCCAAAGCAGCAGAAACCAAAGUGCUAGGGGCAGCCACGGAGCAAGCUGAGCUCAAGAGCUGGACGCAUGCAACAGACGGCGGCAGCGGCAAAGUGCUGACCACCGGCAGCGGCACCAGCACAAAAAUCUGCAAAGCUACCAAGCAGGCGCCAGUCACUUACACCAAAGAAUGCAAAAACAGCGGCGGGGACUUGCAAAAAGCGCAGCAGAUAGGAGGAGCUCUAAAGACAGCAAAAAAACUCAAAAUCUACAGCGACACAGCACUGUCACUCGGCUCAAUAGAAAUACAGUUCGAGGCCGUGGGCAACCUAGGCACCAGCAAUUCGUGGACCGCGGGGACGGGGAACACUCACUGCCAGCAACACAGCGGUGCGGCAAGCGCAGCGGAGUCGGCAGCGGCAGGAACCGCGCUCUUUUCGGUAAAAGUAACCAACAAGAUAACACCGGCAGAAAUAACGCUGGCACAAGCAGCAAGCGCCCCCUUAAACAGAAACCUAGAAGCCUCAGGCGACAACAAGAAACUGCUGACAGCGGACAAAGACAUAGCGGAAGCAUUAGUAGCAGCUCAAGCGGUGGUGUUUGAAAGCGAACGGCCUCUAAAGGACGAGAAACUAGCAACACUAACAGGAACAUCUGCGGCCCAAGCCAUGUACGCUGCAUUAGCAGCCAAACAAGGGAAAACAUCGACAACAGGGCCAACUAGCGACGAGGUAUCCAAACUACUGUUCAACAAGGGAGAUACGGCCAGCGUAUCCGACUUUUUAACAACACUAAACUCAGACACCAACAGCAUCGCCGACGGAGACAAGCCAAUAACGGGAAGCACGCAAUCAAUUGCAGCAGGGGCUAACUUUCGGAAGGCAAUGACUUACUUUUAUGCAAUGAACCUUAAAAAGUCAACAAAAGCAUCAGGAAGCGAGAAACCAGAAGGAGACGCCAAAAAAAAUGCAGCAGACAAAAAAGAAGAAAAGAAAGACGGGGAUAAUAAAACAACUGCAGCUGAUUUCACAGGAACUGAGGAGGAUAAAUGUGACAAGACAAAGUGUGAUUGGAACAAGGAAAAGAAUGAGUGCAAAGUUAAGGAGGGAGCAGUUGUUAUUUCUGCUGUGAUUAAUGCCCCUCUUUUGCUUGCAUUUUUGAUUCUAGCUUAA